AUGUCGAAUCCAUCGGGUAUUUCUAUCGCAGACGAAUGCAUGUCUGCAUUCAAUCAACUCCGAUCAGGACCAGAGGCCACCAGGCCCAAGUUCAUCAUCUACAAGAUCUCCGACAACAACAAGAGCGUUGUGGUCGAGGAAACAUCCACGGUGAAAGACUAUGAGUUCUUUCGCCGGAAGCUGUCAGCUGCAGUCGACAAAGAUGGUAACCCAGCACCACGGUAUGCCAUCUACGACAUGGAGUAUGAUCUUGGGAGCGAAGGGAAGCGUACCAAGGCUGUCUUCGUCCAUUGGGGUCCUUGCCAUGCGUCUAUCAAGCUGUCCAUGCUCUAUGCUAGCAGUGUGCAACAAUUCAAAAGAGCCUUUGGCCUCAACGUCUCUUUUUUUGCAGACAGCCUGGAAGAGCUUGAAUGGGCGGUUGUCUUGAAGGAGGUCAGUGGGGGCCAGGCAUAG
Penicillium psychrosexuale is the source of this 453-nucleotide messenger RNA. Its product is annotated as actin-binding ADF family protein. Bases 1 to 453 code for a protein of 150 amino acids. Gene Ontology annotation, cellular component: cytoplasm; actin cytoskeleton; actin cortical patch. The record is from RefSeq and is a predicted model, not a curated record. Gene Ontology annotation, biological process: actin filament severing; cell motility; actin filament depolymerization. Gene Ontology annotation, molecular function: actin filament binding. NCBI's taxonomy places the organism in Eukaryota, Fungi, Ascomycota, Eurotiomycetes, Eurotiales, Aspergillaceae. The transcript has 5 exons.